CAGAUUUUACACCUUCAAAUGCAAAUGAACUCACUCACCCCACACUCCACUCAAUGUGACUGUCCCAGCAAUCUUGUCAUUGCAUACACUAUUCAUUAAGCCCUUCAGUACAGUCCCAUUCAGCCCUGUGCCUGACACCACGCAGCUGCAGAGAUGAAUAACCGAGGAGUUACCUAUGCAGAACUUGCUAUCGUCAAGAAUUCAAAAAGACAGCAAACGAAAGCUAAGGGCACUAAAAGCUCCACUUCAAAAAUUGAGCAGGAAAUAACAUAUGCAGAAUUAAAUCUUGAAAAUGCUUCUCAGUAUCUUCAAGGGAACAACAAGAAAACCCCCUGUAAAGGGAAGCUCAUUGCUGGCAUCCUGGGAAUCAUCUGCUUUGUCUUGAUGUCCACUGUGGUCACAAUAGCUGUUAUUCCCUUUACUAAAGGACCAGAGCAGAACCAAACAUCCCAGGAAACAAGGAUCUCAAAAGUUUAUCUCUGUGGUCAUUGUCCAAAAGAGUGGAUUACAUACUCCAACAAUUGCUAUUACAUUAGCCUUGAAAGAAAACCAUGGAAUGAGAGUUUGAUGUUCUGUGCUUCCAAGAACUCUACCCUGCUCUCCAUAGAUGAAGAGGACCUGUAUUUGUUGAACUUCUUCACUCCAUCUUCAUGGAUUAGAGGCUCUCAGAGAAUCAAUAAUAAUUCAUCUGUGUGGCCAAAAGUCACAAUUUUCUUCUCAAAAACACCAUCAGUAUCUUCAGAGAGUGACAAGAAUUGUUCAUUUAUCAUCUUCAGUUCAAAGAUAGUAUCUAAUGAAUCUUGCUUAGAAUUAAGACCAUAUGUUUGUAAGCACCAGACAUAAGUUACCUAAUUUGGGGAUAAUGCUCUGUCGCCAUCUAAAGAACUAUCUCUCAUUUCUCCAAAAGACAUACAAUUGCCUUCUCAGAAUAUUUUUAAGAUGUUAUUUUUUUAGAGAAAUUUUAGGUUCACAGCAAAAUUAAGAGAAAAGUAC
Molecule: messenger RNA, 993 nt
Organism: Lontra canadensis (Northern American river otter)
Lineage: Eukaryota; Metazoa; Chordata; Mammalia; Carnivora; Mustelidae
Product: NKG2-A/NKG2-B type II integral membrane protein-like
Exons: 6
Coding region: 154-843 (229 amino acids)
Biological process (GO): stimulatory C-type lectin receptor signaling pathway; positive regulation of natural killer cell mediated cytotoxicity
Source: RefSeq, a predicted model, not a curated record